GAUAAGAAAAUGACUAGCUGUUGGUCUCUCUUGGCUUUUGGUAUUGUGAUCAUGGUGUUGAUGAUCAGUCCAUAUCCUGCAAAUGGCCUCACAUGCGAUGAGACCGCAGGCAUUUUGAAUCCCUGUCAAGAUUUUUCGGUUGGAAAUGGCCCUCCAACUCCUAGCGCUUCUUGCUGUGGAGCUGUGAAAGAAUUGGUUUCUAAAGUUAGAUCCAGACAAGUACGUAGAGAUCUGUGUGAAUGUAUGAAGCAGAUUAUUCUUGCCUUUCAUAUUGACGUCGGAAAACUUCAAUACAUCAUUCCUCAGUAUUGCAAGGUCACAAUUCCUGUACCUCUUGAUCCCAACGCAGACUGCAGCAAGGCUUCUCUGUUUUAAAGGUCAAAAUGAAAAGAGGAGAACUUGGCUACAACGUAUCGAUAUUUUAGGAUGCAGAAAGGAGUGUUUGGUUCCAUAGUUUGUACUCCGUCCAAAUUAU
Molecule: messenger RNA, 475 nt
Organism: Rosa rugosa (rugosa rose)
Lineage: Eukaryota; Viridiplantae; Streptophyta; Magnoliopsida; Rosales; Rosaceae
Product: non-specific lipid-transfer protein-like
Exons: 2
Coding region: 10-375 (121 amino acids)
Biological process (GO): lipid transport
Cellular component (GO): membrane
Molecular function (GO): lipid binding
Source: RefSeq, a predicted model, not a curated record